AUGUUCAUGUUCCACCUGUUAAAGGGCACCCGCGCGCCUCAAUGUCGGAGCGCCCUCAUUAAAAACAUGUCCCAUGGCUCAACCACGGAGGGACAAGAAAGUACCCAAGCGAAUACCACCAACCAACUUAUCCACCUCACCAGUGACGCAAUCAACAAAAUGAAACAAAUCAACUUGAAGUAUAAAAACUCAAAAGCCUUGAAGGUAUCUGUAGAAGCUGGGGGGUGCUCAGGCUUCCAGUAUUCCUUCUCCCUUAUCGAUAAAACAAACAUACAGGAGAAGGAUCUAGUCGCUUAUAAUAGAGAGUGCCUCGUGGUGAUUGACAAAGGGGCAGCGGAAAUGCUCAGGAACUGCAAAAUAGACUACACCAAUAAUCUCAUUGCAAAGAAGUUCGUCCUCGAGAAUAUUCAGAACCUCUCAUCCAAGUGUUCCUGUGGAAACUCCUUCGAUAAAAGCAAGCAGUGCGAAGUACACAGUGAUCAACAAACGGUGAAUGAUAACGGACGAAAUCAGGGGGGCUACUUACACAGACUGGCCACGGCUAAUGGUUUCUUUGCAGAAGGGUGCCUUCUAUCCGAGGAGCCACCUCGAACUUCAAAUAAAAUCAGAGGCCAAUCGGAUACUCAUCUAUCGUAUGUGCACAAAAAAAAUAAAUAA
This is a messenger RNA of Plasmodium coatneyi, 657 nucleotides long. RefSeq names its product iron-sulfur assembly protein. The record is from RefSeq and is a predicted model, not a curated record. NCBI's taxonomy places the organism in Eukaryota, Apicomplexa, Aconoidasida, Haemosporida, Plasmodiidae. Gene Ontology annotation, molecular function: iron ion binding; 2 iron, 2 sulfur cluster binding; 4 iron, 4 sulfur cluster binding. Bases 1 to 657 code for a protein of 218 amino acids. The transcript has 2 exons. Gene Ontology annotation, biological process: iron-sulfur cluster assembly. Gene Ontology annotation, cellular component: mitochondrion.